AUGGAACGCAAACGCGCUAAAAAAGAUCUUGAAUCAGCUGCGGAUUCACCACUUUCAAAACAUCUCAGAUUGUUGGUCGUAUUGAGCAAAGUUGAAAAUCUACCAGCCAUGAUAACUUUUGUACAACUUUUACAACCUAACAAUGAGUCUCCCAAAUCCGCUUUACAAAUUUCAGAUGAAAAUUCUGAGCUAGAUACUACUAAAGUUAUUAAACCUAUGAAUGUUCAUGUUUUACGUUUCGUCGAGCUUACGCAACGUAUGUCGGCGGUUAUGAAGUUUAAUGAAAUUUCGGAAACUAUUUUACAUGAUCCGAUCAUGAAUAUGUUUUCUGCUCUUAGUCAAGUUAGUUCGGUAAAGGUCGAUGCAAAAUUAUCUGUUGCUGCUCAAAAGGAAUUUUGUCAGGAAAUUAUUGAUAAGGUACAGGAUGCUGACAUUAAUCUAGUAAUAAUUCCAUGGAGUGGUGCCGGUGAAAUAGUUGACACGCCAAUUGAAAAUAAAGAUCAUGCACCGCGCGAGAAAAAAAGCACAAGUCCACAGGUUGCAGGUUUUGUUCAGGACGUUUUUAAUGCGGCAACAGUUUAUGCAAACGUAGGAGUGUUUGUGGAUCGUGGCUUUGGUAGCACUGACAACACACGUGCACUUCCUAAUCCUAGUGGUUAUCUUAAUAUUUUUAUACCUUUCUUUGGUGGUGCUGAUGAUCGUGAGGCACUCACUUUCGCUUUUAGAUUACUUGAAUAUCCAAAUGUCAAUGUAACUGUAGUGAGAGUAAUAAAAUCUGAAAAACCUACCGACAACGAUGUCACUUUAUUAAAAUCUGAUGUUCAAUCCGAGACUAGCAAUGUAGACGACGAAAAAGAUCGACCUCCACUUAAUCGACAAAUUUCAACUAUAACUAUUAGCGAAGCUGUAGCAAAUAAGGAAAAUGAAGAGGAUGAAUCAUUUUUAGAAACGCAUUUAAAAUCGAAAUCUGGAUAUCCUGCACAAAAUGCACGUAUAAGUUACCAAGAAGUUUCUUCUUAUACACCAAUACAAACUGCUGUUGAACGUGCCAAAGAAGUUGUCAACAGAAAAGAUUUAGUUGUUGUAGGGCGUAGUCGUCAUUCGCAUGUGAAUGAACGUCAUCACCAUUAUGAAUUUGGGGAAUUAAUUAAAAAUUUAGGAAAUUAUGGCAACGAUACACAUAAAUCUUUAGGUUAUGUUUCCGAAGCAUUUUUAGUUGGAGGUGUUAUGGCAAGUCUUUUGGUGUUACAAGCAAAGCAAACAAAAUGA
This is a messenger RNA of Racocetra fulgida, 1269 nucleotides long. Lineage: Eukaryota; Fungi; Glomeromycota; Glomeromycetes; Diversisporales; Gigasporaceae. The record is from the annotation of a GenBank genome assembly.